AUGACCCAUGGUCCAACCUCGCGUAGGACAGCAUCAGUGACAUCGGCGCCCUUCAAUUUCAUACCUUGCUAUCUUAGGCUGGACCAAGGCAAUGGCUCGCAAUGGACCGGAAGUGAGCCCGUUGGUGAAGAGAAAGAUACCUUUUCAAUAAUGGUGGCAACAGACAACCAUCUUGGAUACCUCGAGAAGGACCCUGUCCGAGGAGACGACUCUUUCGCGGCGUUUGAGGAGAUUCUUUCCCUCGCUGCUGAAUCCGAGGUGGAUAUGAUCCUGCUUGGAGGCGACCUCUUUCACGACAACAAACCGUCGCGCAAGACAAUGUAUAUCACCAUUAAACUCCUGCGGAAGUACUGUCUCGGUGACAAGCCCGUCAGUCUCGAGUUCUUGAGCGACCCCACUGAUAACUUUCCGGAAGGCAUUAAAAACGUCAACUAUAUGGAUCCCAACCUGAACGUAGGCAUUCCGGUCUUCUCAAUCCACGGCAACCAUGACGACCCCUCUGGUGAUGGAAACCUGUGUGCACUGGAUCAACUAUCGAUGACAGGUCUUGUCAACUACUUUGGUCGAUCGCAGGAGAUCGACAAUGUCAUUGUGAAGCCUAUAUUGCUGCAGAAAGGCGCUAGUCGGCUGGCGUUGUACGGAAUCGGCAACAUUCGUGACGAGAGACUGCACCAGACGUUCUUGCGAAGGAAUGUCAAAAUGAUGCGGCCAGUCGAGGACGACGACGAGGAACCCUGGUACAAUCUGCUUGUGCUGCAUCAAAACAGAGUCAUGCAUGGUCCAAAGAGUUAUAUCCCAGAGGCGUUUCUGGACGACUUUAUUGACCUGGUUAUCUGGGGCCAUGAGCACGAAUGUCUCGUCGAUCCGGUUUACAACCCGCAGCAAGGGUUCCACGUAAGCCAGCCUGGUUCCUCCGUUGCCACCAGUCUUUCUGAAGGGGAAUCCAAGGAGAAGCACGUCGCGAUCCUCAAGAUUUGCAAAGGGAAAUUUAAUGUUCAAAAGAUCCGACUUCAGUCUGUCCGGCCGUUUAUUAUGAGCGACGUAACCCUGGCAGACCAUAACCUCAAUCCGACCGACCAACAAAAACAAGCAAAGGAGGAUUGGAUUGCCAAGAGUGGACGCAUGAGUCGCAAGAGGCGGAUGUACAGCGAAGCCAGUGGCGAUGAAGAGGAGGCCGCUACAAACGCUAGCGAUGAGCAUGCAUUCGAAGUCCCCAAGCCCUUGGUUCGCCUUAGAGUUGAGUACAGUGGAGGAUACGAGAUUUUUAAUCCGCAGCGGUUCGGUCAGGAGUUUGUGGAUCUGGUUGCCAACCCACGCGACCUUGUGCACUUUUACAGGAAAAAGACGGUACCUACCACCUACAAUACAAAGACGAAGGCUGAAAUGGACGAUGUGGGAACAACGGAGAAGCUGGAUACGAUGCGGGUUGAGAACUUGGUGCAAAAAUAUCUCUCGGCGCAAAACCUCAGUAUCUUGCCGGAGAUACAACUUGCAGAUGCUGUCCGAAUCUAUGUGGAAAAGGAUGAGAAGGACGCUGUGAAAGAGUAA
Molecule: messenger RNA, 1548 nt
Organism: Gamsiella multidivaricata
Lineage: Eukaryota; Fungi; Mortierellomycota; Mortierellomycetes; Mortierellales; Mortierellaceae
Product: Metallo-dependent phosphatase-like protein
Exons: 7
Coding region: 1-1548 (515 amino acids)
Biological process (GO): double-strand break repair via homologous recombination; telomere maintenance; meiotic DNA double-strand break formation
Cellular component (GO): nucleus; Mre11 complex
Molecular function (GO): DNA endonuclease activity; 3'-5'-DNA exonuclease activity; manganese ion binding
Source: RefSeq, a predicted model, not a curated record